AUGCCAUUUACUUGUAACCAUGGUGCUGAACUUUGUUCCGCGGAUUGGGUGGCUUUUAAUAUUAAUGAUGAUAUAGAACCUAAAGGUGAUGAAAAAGCUUACCUAAUCAAAUCUAUUUUCAAAAAUGACUUUUAUCUUGUACUUGUUACGGAUCUACGGCGUAUUUGGUUUGAAGAAUUAAGAGGCAUGGAGAUAAUUGCACGUGCAAAAGAGAUAGAAACAGGUUUAGAUAUUACGGAUGAACUUCAAUUACCAAAUUUGUUAACACUUCUCUCUGAACUUUUGAAAGUUCAAAGAGAGGAUUCAACAUAUGAUGUCGAACUAGUCAACAACAAGGCAACAAUGCCUUUUUUUUCUCAUGCUUCAUUUAAUUACCAACAUGCUAAUAAUAUAUGUCACAAAACCGAAAAUAUGGAGAUUAAUGCUCUCGAUGAACAAUCAGUUCUUUAUCAACAUUUUAUACUACCUAUGAUGCAUAUUACGUUAGAAUAUAGAGAGCAAGUGAACCUCUUAAAAACUAUGAUUAAGGAUAAAGAAAAUGAUGUGACUGAAAUGCUAGAAUUAUUAAAUAAAGCAAAAUUAUCUGAUUGUGAUAGAAGUAAGCGAUUUCAACUUCAUAUCAACUAA
Racocetra fulgida is the source of this 627-nucleotide messenger RNA. Lineage: Eukaryota; Fungi; Glomeromycota; Glomeromycetes; Diversisporales; Gigasporaceae. The record is from the annotation of a GenBank genome assembly.